GACAUGCCUCCGACGGGCAUCACCGUCGUGACCGGCUUCCUCGGCGCCGGGAAGACGACGCUCGUGAACUACGUCUUAAACGCGGACCACGGGUAUCGCAUAGCGGUCAUCCUGAACGAGUUCGGCGCCGAGCUCGGCGUGGAGAAGAUGCUCGUGCAGGACAAGAAAGGCGGCGACGACGACGCAGCGGUCGAGGAGUGGGUGGAGAUGAACAACGGCUGCGUGUGCUGCACCGUGAAAGGGAGCCUGAUACAGACGAUAGACUCGCUCAUGGAGCGCCGCGCGCGGAGCGGGAAAAAGUUCGACUUCAUCCUCCUCGAGACGACCGGGCUCGCGGACCCCGGACCGGUCGCGCAGGAGCUCUGGGUCGACGACGAGCUCCUCGAAGAAGACGGCGCGGUCCUCGACGCGGUCGUCACCCUCGUGGACGCGUCGAACAUCGCGAAGCAGCUCAGAGAGGGGAAAGAGGCGGCGCUGCAGAUCGCGCACGCGGACGUGAUCGUCCUGAACAAGCUCGACCUCGUCUCCGAGAGCGACGCGGACGAGAUCGAGCGAACGCUGUCCACGAUGAACGCGGAGGCGAAGAUCGUCCGGUCGACGCGAAGCGUCGUCGCGCUGGAGCACGUUUUGAACCAAGGCGCGGCGACGGGGCGCGGGUUCUGGGCCAAGGGCGUGGAGAGGUACAUGCCGGGGAACGUCGCCGCGAGCGCGGUGCACGACGCCGGCAUACGGACGGUGUGUCUCGCGGUCGAGGGGCGGAUCGACGUCCGGAAGUUCGAGACGUGGCUGGAGGGGUUGCUGUGGGAGGGGACGAAGCUGGCGGUGCUCCGAGCGAAGGGCGUCCUGUUCGCGCACGACGACGACGGCGCGACGGAGGCGAAGAAAAUACUGCAGGCGGUCAGGGAAGUGUACGAGAUCACCCCGGGGCCGCCGAGCGAGCCGGGGGAGAGGGAACUGAACAAGGUCGUCCUCAUCGGCCGCGGGUUG
Molecule: messenger RNA, 987 nt
Organism: Micromonas pusilla CCMP1545
Lineage: Eukaryota; Viridiplantae; Chlorophyta; Mamiellophyceae; Mamiellales; Mamiellaceae
Exons: 3
Cellular component (GO): cytoplasm
Source: RefSeq, a predicted model, not a curated record